Messenger RNA from Drosophila obscura, 1305 nucleotides. Its product is annotated as aminoacylase-1-like. Gene Ontology annotation, cellular component: cytoplasm. Bases 61 to 1266 code for a protein of 401 amino acids. The transcript has 4 exons. NCBI's taxonomy places the organism in Eukaryota, Metazoa, Arthropoda, Insecta, Diptera, Drosophilidae. Gene Ontology annotation, molecular function: aminoacylase activity. Gene Ontology annotation, biological process: amino acid metabolic process. The record is from RefSeq and is a predicted model, not a curated record.
UGCCGAAUGUCAUUCAUCGCAGAUCACUGCACACUGUAGCACUGAAAGAUUAUCCUAAGCAUGAGCUUGCAGCAAUGGGAGAACAGCGCGGAGAUUGCGAUUUUUCGGGAAUAUUUACGAAUUCCAACCGUGCAGCCCGACGUGGAUUAUACUGUGUGUGUGGAGUUCCUUAAGCGUCAGGCGAGCAGCCUGAAUCUGCCAGUAGAUGUGGUUCAUCCUGCACUUCCAUCGAAGCCUGCGGUGAUCAUAAAAUGGGAGGGUAGCCAGCCGGAACUCCCUUCGAUCGUCUUGAACUCGCACAUGGACGUGGUUCCCGUGUUUCCCGAUGAGUGGACUCAUGACCCUUUCAGUGCUCACAUGAAUAACGAAGGAAUGAUAUAUGCACGCGGCUCGCAGGACAUGAAGUCCGUGGGAACUCAAUAUCUGGGCGCCAUUCGCGCCCUCAAAGCCAGCGGCUACCAGCCCAAGCGGACUGUGUACCUCACAUAUGUACCAGACGAGGAAAUUGGUGGAGAUCUGGGUAUGCGGGAGCUGGUGAAGAGUGACUACUUCAAGAACAUGAACGUGGGUUUCAGCCUGGACGAGGGAAUCUCAAGCGCGGAUGAAACCUACUCUGUUUUUUAUGCGGAGCGCACACUGUGGUAUCUUAGAUUAAAGUUCAGUGGCAGUGCUGGACACGGAUCCCUGCUGCUGCCCAAUACGGCCGGGGAAAAGUUUAAUUACGUUUUGAAUAAGAUGAUUGAGUUCCGCAAAUCGCAAGUCCAACGACUGGCUGACGACUCAUCCCUUGAUAUUGGCGAUGUGACCGCCGUGAACCUAACUCAGAUGAGGGGAGGCGUCCAAAGCAAUGUUGUCCCUCCGCUGCUGGAGGCAGUCUUUGACAUUCGCAUCGCCCUCUCCGUCGACGUGGAUGACUUUGAGAAGCAGAUACGCGACUGGUGCCAGGAGGCUGGUGGCGGCAUUGAACUAGACUUCGAAAUGAAGUGCCCAUAUGUGGAGCCAACAAAGAUAGAUGCCUCGAAUCCCUUCUGGCUGCCCUUCAAGAAGGCCCUCGAAGAGCUUGGUCUCAAAACCCGCGUCAGGGUGUUUCCUGCUGGCACUGACAGUUUCUACAUUCGAGAGGCAGGAAUUCCCGCCCUCGGCUUCUCUCCCAUCAACAACACGCCCGUGCUGCUGCACAAUCACGAUGAAUAUCUCCGAGCGGAUACCUAUCUGCAUGGCAUUGAGGUGUACAAAAAGCUUAUUCCAGCUGUUGCCGAUGUCUAGGAUAUUUGAUGAUAAAGUUUAUCUGUAUUUGAACAUGCA